Messenger RNA from Emiliania huxleyi CCMP1516, 4131 nucleotides. RefSeq lists its product as hypothetical. The transcript has 14 exons. Lineage: Eukaryota; Haptophyta; Isochrysidales; Noelaerhabdaceae. The coding region runs from base 1 to 4131 and encodes 1376 amino acids. The record is from RefSeq and is a predicted model, not a curated record.
AUGCACGAGCGGCUCGGGAGCGAGCUGCUCGGGCGCGUCGCUGCGGCCUCCGGCGGGCUCGUCGCGCUACGGUGUACGUGCAAGGGCGCCAACGAGCUCCUCUCUGACGAUGCGGUGGCGGCGGCUGUGCUCACGGUUAUGCCGGAGCUCUCGUGGCUCGGCGGCAGCGGCCUGCGCGAGCUCUGGUGCAGACUAUCGCCGGUGUUUGACCGGCGCCUCCUCGACCUGCACAACCCGAUCCCCGGCGAGUUCGGCCUUGGCCCGGAGCUGCGGAAGGAUCUGUUCUCCUACUUGUCGGUGGCGGUGCGGCGAUCGCUCCUGACGUACCAGCUCGGCGUCAUGCGGCUGCAGGACAUCGUGUCCGGCAUGUUCCGCGAGGUCGCCCUCAGCAAGCCGGAGUCGCGGAGGGUUGCAAACGGCUUCUUUUCGAUGUUCGGGGUGGCGUCCGAGGCGGUGCGCGCGAUGUGCGAGGGCGGCACGGGGGAGGAGGCGCUGAACGAGCUUCUCGCCGCGUGGCGUACCCGGCACUCCCCUCCCUCGCUCUCACGCGUCGCGCUCACCGCCAGCCCCGACCUCUCUACGAUAUCCUUUACGAGUAUUAGGUGCGGCCUCACGCCGGGCUUCGCGUGCGCCGUCGAGCACCGCGAGCUAUACAGUUUGCUCCAGAUCAUCGACGCGUCGGCCCGGCCCGACCUGCGGUACGAGAUGGACCGCGCCGCCAACAUCACACUCGCCAUCACCUUCCAGGACGGCACGCCGCUGCUCGCCGAGCACGGCCUCUCGCUCCCCGACGUCGACGCCAUCGUCGCGGGGGUCGGCAUCGACGGGCCCGACAAGAACGCGUUGCGGCGCGAGGCCUUCGACGUCGUCGACCGCCAGGUCUCGAAGGCGGGGUGCGUCUACGGCGACCUUGUUGAGAAGAUGCGCGAGACGGGCGACUUCGCGCGGAUAAACAAGCUCAACUCGUACGGCGAGGCGCUGGGGGCGGAGGGCGGGGCGGGGGGCGCGGCGGCAGGGGGCGGCGUGGCGGAGCUCCCUAGCAAGGCGGAGGCGGACGAGGGCGAGGCGAGCGAGAGCGAGGACCAUGAGGACGGCGGUGAGGACGAGGGGGAGGAGGACGAGGGGGGGGAGCUACUAGGGCGGCCGUCUCUACGGCGCUCGACACCGUGUGAGGCGCACACACGGGUGCAGGCGCAGGUGCGCGGCAUCCUCCCCGCCAUCAAGGCGGGCGCGAGCGCAGAGGUGACGGUCAUCUACCUCGACCUACACAGCGAGCGGCACGUCAAGAAGUUCUCGCUCUCUGCGGCCGACGCGACGCCGCGCGGCUGCGACCGGCCAUUUCAGCAGCUCCUGCGCAAGCUCUACAUGCACACGCACCGCAUCGUCGAGCCGGAGAAGAUGAAGCGGCGCGUGGCGGUGCGCAGCUGGAUCACCGCGUGGGGCGUGACGCUCAACUUCAUCCAUGCGGGCAGGCUGAUCUGCCUCGACAAGUUCGCGGCGAUGGCGAAGCGCACCGACGAGGAGCAGGCGGAGGUGCGCGAGGCCGAGCUCGCGCGGUUCGAGGCGGGCGCGACGGACGCGUGGGCUCUCGGCUUCGGCGGCCGCGCUGGGCGCGCAGCGCGGCUGCACGCGGCGGACACGGUGGAGCGGGUGGGGCGCGAGGCCGCCGCCGCCGCGGAGGGCGCUGCGAGGGCGAGCGGCGCGUCGGAGGCGGCCAUCAAGGCGGCGGGCGAGGCGGCAGGCCACGCGGCGCGCCGCUUUCGGACGCCGGCGGCGGCGGCGGCGGAGGGCGCUGCGGCGGCGGGAGGCGCUUCGGCCGCCGCUGUCAAGAAGGCGGGAGCGGCGGCGUGCAGCGCGGCGUGGCGCGGUGAGGAGGAGGCGGAGGUGGUGGCGGCCGGCGCGGCGGCGGUGCUGACGCAGUCGGCGGCGGAGGCCGAGCGCGACCCGCGGGCGGUGGCGGCGGCGGCGGAGGCGGCGGAGGCGGCAGAGGCGGCGGCGCGCCAGCGCCGCGAGACUUCCUCCGCCGCCAUCGCGGCCGCCGGUGUGGCGGCUCGCAAGGCCUCACUGAGCGGCAAGAGCAAAGAGGACGCGGUGGCUGCCGGCGCGGCGGCGGCGGAGCGCGAGACGGCGGCCGAGGCGGCGGCGGAGGCGGCGGAGGCGGCGGCGCACCAGCGCCGCGAGACAUCCUCCGCCAUUGCGGCCGCCGGUAUGGCGGCGCGCGCCGCCUCACUGAGCGGCAAGAGCAAAGAGGACGCGGUGGCUGCCGGCGCGGCGGCGGCGGAGCGCGAGACGGCGGCCGAGGCGGCGGCGGAGGCGGCGGAGGCGGCGGCGCACCAGCGCCGCGAGACUUCCUCCGCCGCCAUCGCGGCCGCCGGUGUGGCGGCUCGCAAGGCCUCACUGAGCGGCAAGAGCAAAGAGGACGCGGUGGCUGCCGGCGCGGCGGCGGCGGAGCGCGAGACGGCGGCCGAGGCGGCGGCGGAGGCGGCGGAGGCGGCGGCGCACCAGCGCCGCGAGACAUCCUCCGCCAUUGCGGCCGCCGGUAUGGCGGCGCGCGCCGCCUUGCGGAGCGGCAAGAGCAAAGAGGACGCGGUGGCUGCCGGCGCGGCGGCGGCCGAGCGCGAGACGGCGGCCGAGGCGGCGGCCGAGGCGGCGGCGGCGGCGGCGGCGACGGCGGCGCGAGGGGCAGGAGUUGUGGCGCCAGCCGCCGUUGCUGCGGCGAGGAAAGCAGCUUGCGAGGUAGCUAGGGCGGGCGAGGCGGGCGCGCUUGCGGCGGGCGCGGCGGCCGCGGCGGAGGUGAUCAAGGCGGAGGCGGCGGCCCAGCUUGAGCUCACACAGGCCGUCUCGAGGGAGGGCCUCAAGCUCUACUCGCGCCCCCAAAGCGUCACCGGCUACAAGCAUGUCAAGUGGGACACCACUCGGCAGGGCUACCAAAUUGGGGCCCCAGCCAAACCAUCAGGGUACUACCCGACUGCGGCCGCCGCCGCGCUGGCCUACUCGCGGCACCUCGCGAACGCGCGCGACGUCGCCGCCCCGGGCGUGCGCAUCGUGCUGAGGACUGAGACGGAGGACGGCGAGACCGAGGAGACCGCGGGUACAGUCGUCGCACGGGACCUCAAUUUUGAGGUCGGGUUGGACGCGCGACGCGACGACUCGUUCCUCGUCCGCUUCGACUUUCCAUACAACAGCGCCGUGUACGACGCUUGGGUGUCGACGCAAGCAGGCGACGAGUGGUGGCUCGAGCGAGACGAUGAGGACACGCGCGCGGCGGCGGCGGCGCGGCGCGUAUCGCGGCUGGGACUUUCAGUCCCUGCAGCGUCGCCGGCAGAGCCAGGCGCGGCGAGCAGCGCGGCACCGGCGGCGGGCGGUACGGCGGCGGGAGGCAGCGGCGGCAGCGCAGCAAGACGCGUUUGCACGGCAGUCGCGUGGACCUUGGAGGAGGACGCGGUUAUCCGCCGGGGCGUUGAGAAGUAUGGCGAGCAGUGGAUGCAGAUCAUCCGCGAUGGAGGGCUACACCAAGAUCGCACCGGCAGCGCAGUGCGCAACCGCUGGGGGCGGCUCAACAAGGGGCUUUCCAUUGGGGUGCGACCGCGGCCAACGGCCGCCCCCGCCGCGAGGCGCGGUACGGGGGCGGGCGGGGCAGGCAAGGAGAACCUCGCAGUGCAGCAAAAGGUGGGCCAGACGGCCGCUCCGGCUCGCCGCAAGCGCGCCGCGGGCGGCAGCGGCGCGGGCAGCGGCCCCGCUGCGAAGCGGUUGCCGGCGGAGGUGCUGUAUGUGUACGGACGCGGGGUGGGGCAAGGCGCGGCGGGGGCGUCGCUCAACGUGCCUGGCCCUCCCGCUCCGCGCUACCCGUUGACCGCGGGGUUGCCCGUCUCGCUUCGCUUCUACGCAUGGGACAACCUCAGCCCGGCGCAGCAGGCCGCCAUGGGAAACAUGCAGUGGUGGAUCAACCUGUACGCGCGCACCCGCACUUGGAUCCUGGCCAAGGACGCGCGCGGCGUCGAGUUUUGCUUGGGCGUCCCGCGCGGCGUGGUGCCCAACAGCAUCACGCUCGGCCCGCCAGGCAACGGCCACACCAACACCCUCGCAACGUCGUGGACGGCGGGCGACUCGUACCGCAUGCUCAUCCAAUGA